Linum trigynum is the source of this 2887-nucleotide messenger RNA. Lineage: Eukaryota; Viridiplantae; Streptophyta; Magnoliopsida; Malpighiales; Linaceae. The record is from the annotation of a GenBank genome assembly.
UCUAACAACUAGGGCACAAAAAAUAAAAGGCAAAAGACAAACAUGCCCAUACAGCCAUACACGCACAACACGUGCGGGAGAGGAUCACGUCCUGCACUCGUGACCUCCAAUACCAGUUGGUUGCUGCAACGAGGGACGGCUGUUACUGUGCCUGUAACCAUAAGGCCGGGGCCCAGGGUUGACUGAUCGCACCGCACCGGCCGGCCGAAAUGGUAAGGGAUUACGAUUCACUUCCGUCAGCAAAGUCCGCCACGUCAGGGUCGACUCAGAUCCUCGUAGUUUCAUGAGACUCGACUACCAAACCAACCCUUCUUGGCCUUAUCCAUUUUUAUCCCAUUCAUUCAUUCAUUAAUCAUUCAUCACUUUCUCCCUCCCCCAGACAGACCCAAACAAAAGCAAACAACAAAACCCCCCACCACCGAACGUCACGUAUACAAAUACAAGAUCUCCAUCCCCAAUUUCUCCUCGUUCGUUGCCGCCCCCUGUUUUGGUUCUCCCCUUCACCAAACCCGAAUUCCACCUGCAUUACUUGCUUCAUCGCUCUCUGCAUCUUGAUCUGGGAUUAUUUGAUUUUUCCCAAACUCUGAUCCGCAUCCUUCGUCGAGCAUGCCUUCCCGAGUCACAGCAGGUACCGCCAUCGUGCUCAUGGGCGUCUCCGGCGCUGGGAAAAGCACAAUUGGGGAACUCCUGGCGACAGAGUUGAACUGCAGCUUUCUUGACGCCGACGAUUUCCACCCUCAUUCCAACAAAGAGAAAAUGAGGCAGGGCAUUCCCCUGACGCACGAAGACAGGAUCCCCUGGCUCAAUCUCCUGAGGGACAAACUCCGGCACCACCUCAUCUCCGGUAACACCGUCGUCCUCGGCUGCUCUUCCCUCCAGAAGUCCUACAGAGACAUCCUCCGGUCCGCCGACCCCCAUCCACCGUCGUCGUCCACCUCCUGUUGCUGCCACUUCGUGCUGCUGGACGCCACCGUCGACUUGCUCACCCGCCGCCUCACCGAGAGAGCAAAACAGGGCACCCAUUUCAUGCCGCCCAAGCUGCUGCAGUCGCAGCUGGAUCUCCUCCAGAUCGACCCUUCAGAACCCAUUCUCAAAGUCGAUGCUUCCCUCCCUCCUCCCGCCAUUGUCUCCACCAUCAUCUCCGCCUUCUUGAUUUCUAGCCCCGGCCACACACAGCCAUCGUGCCGGCCCGAUUUCCCACACCACACCACCAGCACCGCCACCACCAUUCAAUAGUUAGCUGCCAUUUACUUGUAAUUUUUGAAUUAAUCCCAAUUGAUUAGUGAUUAGACAUGUAAACUGCAUUAGCAUCAAUAAUCAAAUCUGUCUUUCUUCUGUAUACCGUGCAACCAAAUGUACAAAGUGGGAGUCGAGAGAGACGCGGAGAAAAAACAGAGUAAACAUCAAAUAAGGCCGGUCCAGUUCCAGUCCAAAGAGGUAGGCGCGGGACCAGGAAAUGAAAGGAAAGCGCGUAUAAGAGAGAGAGAGAGAGAGAGAGAGAGAGAGAGAGAGAGAGAGAGAGAGAGAGAGAGAGGUGAGUUGGGUUGGCUAGUUAGAGACAGGCUGUUAAUCACAAGAUUAGGGACACAUUCAAAACUUCCUUCUUCGAUUAGAUUACCUUCUCUAGUUUGGCUUUGGCAAGCUUCAUUGUCCACCAGAAUUGGGUGAGAGGAUCAGAACGUGAUGACUAGGCAAAUGCACAAGCUCCAAGUAUCCUAACGAAGCUAUAUGAUCAGCCAAAAAUAUUUGCUUCUAUAUAGACAUGCUCAAUCCUAACUUAACUUGUCAUGGAUGAUCGUCACGGGCGACCAAUAUUCUAGGAGGUCCUCCAGCAUCAGGUGGUUUGGUUGUGGCUUGGUCCUUCGGAGUUGGUCCUUCGGAGUUGAUCCUUCAUCAUAGGUCUGUUGGUUAAAUUAAUUUUUUUUUUUUUUUGCGUAAGAGGAGGCAAAAACGCCAAGAACAGAAAAUUACAAAGGCGGAUGAGAUGGGGAAGACAAGUUGGCAGGGGGAACAAUCUGCCUUUGAAAAGCUAUCCCCUGUAUAUCAUCUCUUAAAAUGGGGUUCAAACCCGACGGUGGGUGCUCAAGUUCAUGCAUACAUAGGGAUAGACGAGACUGUGCUUCGAGAGCCAGUCCGCGGCUCUAUUCCCUUCACGGUAUACAUGAGAAAUGCGCACCAACCAAUCUCUGCUAAUCCUCCUACGAAUCGAAGAGAGCAAGGUUGCAUAAGGAUGAACCGGGUCAUGCCUCUCACUAAUCAGCUGAAUAGCAAGUUGGGAGUCCGACUCAACCAUCACAGUCCGGCACCCCGUCUUCCAAGCUAAGUCCAAACCAUACCAGAAAGCCCAUAGCUCGGCAAGGGCUGCAGAAGCUUCUCCAAUCUUUGCCACAAAACCGGCGAUCCAACGACCAGUAUCAUCUCUCAAAAUCCCCCCCCCCCUCCCCCCCGCUCCGGCCAGCCCGGGAUUCCCGUUCGAGGCACCGUUAAUGUUAAGUUUCAUCCAACCACCUCGUGGAGGAAUCCAAGAUAUACUAGCCAACACCCUGUUGCUCGAAUUACUCCUUGGGUUGGGCAGUAUUGUGUUGGUUAAAUUAAUUGUAAAUUUAUAAAUUGAAUUUAUAUUGCAUGAUUAUGGUACGAUGAUGUGAUUAAAGUUUUUUAAUUAAUACUAGGCUAGUAAUUGUUCAAUAUUCUCAUGUAUAUUGAUUGUUAGAAUCCUGUUUGUGUUCUAGAAAUUGCAUUUAAUUGUCUUCUAAAACAAUACCAGAAACGAAUUACAAAGGUGGAGAAUGAUCUAUUAGAGAAUAUGAAACGUUAAAUAAAUUAUAAAUGGGUUAAUAUUUUCGUAUGGCCUGAACUUUGACCAAAAUAAACAUCCUGUCCAAUC